GGUAAUUGGACAGCUGGUGCUGGGGAUAAUACUAAUAACAGCCAGCAGCCCUUGCAGACAUAAUUAACAAGGCCGUUUCUCUCGCGUUCGGGUUUUUUUGUCGUACUCGUAUUCGUAUCUGACAAUCUCCUACACGACGGCUUCUGAGGAUAUAUAGGCUUCGCGAAGACUUCGCUCGGAAUGUCUCCUGGAUACGUGGAGUAUCACAAACCAUAGCCCUUUGAAUCUUUUGACAAUGGCCCCCUUCAAAGUCGUCGUUCACUCACUCACGUCCGAGCCCACUGACAGCUCCCACAGUCCCAGCCUUACCGCGUAUGAAUCCGAGCCUUUCUCCUCUCCCAACGCCCUAGUCUUCAUCCAUGGCCUGACAGCUGGGCCCCACACAACAGAUCUUACACAUCUGCGGGCCGCUCUCCCUUCUGAGUACUCCAUCUGGGAGCUGCGUAUGCGAAGCUCCUACUCUGGAUGGGGGUAUUCCUCCCUUGACAACGACGUCCAGGACCUCACACGACUCGUCCGCUACCUGCGUGAGGACCUCAAAAAUAAAAGGAUCGUUCUGAUGGGCGCUAGCACUGGAUGUCAGGGUGCCCUCGAGUACAACAACCAUUCUAGUCAGCCUCCGCGUGUUGAUGGGUACAUCUUGACAUCUCCUGUCUCGGACAGAGAGGCUGCCAACGCCCUCUGGUCGUCCGAGGCACUGGCUGAGAGCUUGGCUGUGGCGAAAGAGUUGAUAGACCAAGGAAAGGAGUGUACUACCAUGCCAAAGGAGCAUGUUCCUUUUUUUGCAACGCCAGUCACGGCGGCGAGAUGGGGGAGCUUUGCUGCCACUGGUGGCGCCGAAGACUACUUCGCUUCAGACAUUUCAGAUGAGGUCCUCGCAGACAAAUUUGGCAGGGUGGAUAAGCCAUUGUUGAUCUUGCCUGCUGAGAAGGAUGAGAUGAUCCCGGCAUCGGUCGACAAGCAGCGGUUGUUGGAGAGGUGGAGUACAGCGGCCCCUAAGGGGAUGGUAAGUGAGCUCUCGGGGCUCAUUCCUGAUGCUGAUCAUGUUGUAUCCUCUUCUGAAGCCCAAAAGUGGCUUGCCGAGAGGGUUGCCAAGUUUCUGUCCAGCAUCUGAGUAUGCUGUCAUUUUAGAUAUUGGCAAAGACAAAGGUGGCUAUGCGUUUGUUUGUUAAUAAACAACGUGUUUUCAGAUGGCGUGUCGUUUUGUUGUGCGUUUGCAACUGUGCUGUGAAUUAGUAGCCCUCGGUGUUGAUAUACUGGUUGACACCAAACUUUGCCCACCCCGAGGCUAGGAU
This is a messenger RNA of Podospora pseudopauciseta, 1295 nucleotides long. RefSeq lists its product as uncharacterized. NCBI's taxonomy places the organism in Eukaryota, Fungi, Ascomycota, Sordariomycetes, Sordariales, Podosporaceae. Bases 236 to 1114 code for a protein of 292 amino acids. The transcript has 2 exons. The record is from RefSeq and is a predicted model, not a curated record.